Molecule: messenger RNA, 2865 nt
Organism: Triticum dicoccoides
Lineage: Eukaryota; Viridiplantae; Streptophyta; Magnoliopsida; Poales; Poaceae
Exons: 4
Coding region: 2040-2651 (203 amino acids)
Source: RefSeq, a predicted model, not a curated record
UGGUCUAAAAAAACCUGUUCGCUCGAGUCAUCCAGCCCAUGCGGAGAGGGUGCGUGCGGGGAUACAGAGAGAGGAUGCGUGUGGUUUCUGUGGAUCCAGGAGAGGCGGCGAGGGAUUCAGGCGAUCAGCGGGAUGAGGGUCCAGCCGAGGCGCAUGACGGGAUCCAGACGGAGCGAGGCGCCCGAGGGGAUCGAGCGGACGCGCGGGAGCGGAUGAAUCCGGGGCGGUCGAUCCAGCCCACGCGGGCAAUCCGCCUACGAGCUCUUGCUGAUUGAUGCAGCUCUGCUCCCGCCGAUGCAGGCUCCGCAGACUGCAGCCGAUCUGAUUGCCGCCUUGAGCGGCAAAGCCCACCGCAACUUGCCAGCUCUCCCGGCGGCGGUGGUAUAUAACCAGCCUAAGAUGUACGACGUGCUUAUGCCCUCUUUCCAUGCGAUUCGUUCCCCCAACAGGUACUCUCUCUCUCACUCACUUAUUGUAUAUUAAUUGAGAGGACUCGUGUCCUGAUCGAAGCUGACGGGAACACAACUACUAUUGGUUGGUAGCUCCUCAUGUUGGAUUGCAAACAGUCCCAGGCUUGAGCUCCUCCUUUGGUGAUUUUAUUUUCUUUUUUCCCUCAUGGUCGAGCUGUCACAUUGUUUGGUGCAGGUUUUUCCAAAUUUUAACUACAAAUUUUCAUUUAUUCAUUGUGAACUGAAGGUUGUUGUGAUCAAAUUUAUCAGUGACACCUUGCUGUCCUGGGUGACAUUUUUUGUCAAUUAGUAGCAUUUCAGCAUUGAUGUCCUGAAGUAUUCAUGUUGUGGAAGGAGAUAAAUCUGAGCUUUAUUAUGAGCUAUACCUUGGGUUUUCUGCUGAUAAAUGUAUAGAAAGAGAAUAUAGUUGAAUCUCUGAGUACAUUAUGUCGAGAGUGGCAAUGUGAACAUUACAAGUCUUGCUACUAUUUUAAUUACGAAGGUGUUGUUACCUGUUACCAAGAUGCAAGCAUACAAAUAAGCUCCUUACUUCUUACGGUAUACUUAUCAUAGUUGCUUCCUUUGAUUUACAGGCAUAUCAACUCCAGAAGAUGUGCACAACGAAGUUAAGGUAACAAGCAUCCUGAAAACUAACUUUUGGUGACACUUGCUACAAAGCCGGAUAUGCAAGAAGGAAGAUGUUUCAUCAUGUUGACCACUAUAGAUUUGAAGUCCAGUUCUGGAGCACUUGAACAUGCGAGGUUGGCAACUCCCUGAUUGCGUUUGUUCUGCCACAAAAUUAUGGUCUCGAACAAUUUUGAGUUUCUCCUUGCCUACUUUUUGAGACAUUGACCUUUAUUGAAGGUACCAUGCUCUUUUCAGGAUCUUUUGAUCUUGGAGGCAUAUACAGGUCAUAUUGACUACGUAUUUCCUUACAAUUACAAAUGUACAUACUUGUUGUAAGAUGAACUUCUGGACAAUAUGGCACAUAUAUGAAUUAUGAAGGGUUUUUUGAAAGAUAUGGCAAUAAAUAAUGAUUGCCUAACUUGUUGUCCACAUAAUUUAUGUCACUUCAUACCUAACCAGACCAUUUAUUUCUAAGAUAAGAAAUCUGUGACUAAUCCAACCACUACAGAUUUCUUAUUGUCGAGGUUGGUCCUGGACCAAUUCAUUACUCCGUGAGCAAUUCAUUACACCAUUUAUUGCAUGCUUAAAAUUUCAAUGAGAGGCUAAAUAAGUCGUGUAUCAAAUACUUCUGUUUUCAGAUAUUGUAGAACACUUCUCAUGUACAGUCUGUUUUAACAUGUCCGUCCAGCUCUAGCCUUGUAAAAGUAGGCCAAAAUCAUAUUUCUAAGACUUCUAAGGGAUGGCAUUUUAGUUCAUGUUUCAUAUGCUUUUAGAUAAUUUUCAACUGCGUGCAUUAUGUAUUAAGUGGUACUGCAUAAACUGGUUCAUGUUGUAUCUGAAAGAGUUCUGUAUAAGCCUAAUAACUUUUGCUGUUUGGUUUUCUAGGUGCUUUGGUUAUAUGCACACUUCCUUUCAUGGUUCAAUCUUGGAUAUUACUUGAGUAUCUUAGUGUCAUGUGGAAGAAUGUCCAACUUAGGGGCAGCCAUGUGGAAGGAUGUCCAACUUAGGCGCAGUCAGGGGUUGGUUCCAACCAGCUUGAACAGUUCGAUAUGCACAGUGAAGGUUUUGGCUCUCCAGUUUGCUUGCACUGAUUUGAAUGCAGUUCUUGACGUCCUCAGGUUUUUCCCCUGCUUGGAAAUACUUUAUGUUAUGUGGAACAAAUACUUGAAAGCAGAGAUGAACAAUGUGCGUCAUUGUGAUCCAAUAACUCCAAUCAAAUGCCUUGAGACCCAUCUAAAAAAACUAGUGUUGAAGAAUUACACAGGCGACGAGCAAGAUGUUAGCUUUGCCAAGUUCUUUGUUCUGAAUGCGAAAGCGCUACAUGAGAUCAAAUUUGGCGUUAGUGAGAAGUUCGACAAGAAAUGGGUGGCUGAUCACCACAGGUUGCUAGGAGUGGAAAGUGAAGCUUCUCCAGAGUUCGAGUUUAAACAUUGUUCGUACUGUUUGGAUCUCUAUUUAGAUCCCCAUGACUUGUCAAUUGCCGAUCCCUUCAACAACUCUUUUCUAGCUGAAGACCAUACUCUUCCAGUGAUAUCAAUAUCAUGUCCUUCCAGUUCUGACGAGGAUAGUAACUGAAGAUCGUGUUGUCUUUUGCUUGUUUUUAUGGUGCUGAUACCUGAAUAUUAUGUUGCCUGCAGUUCAAUGCUUGUUUCUCUGUUUGUAGUUUAAUUGUCCUUUGUAAUUCCCAGCAUGGUAUGUUAUGCAACUAGUUCACUGUCAAAAGUUGUAACUGUGAGCUGGUACUAAACUCAGCACCAAACUCCUCUUUUACAUGACUUUUGUCCGUCAA